Molecule: messenger RNA, 924 nt
Organism: Aethalodelphis obliquidens (Pacific white-sided dolphin)
Lineage: Eukaryota; Metazoa; Chordata; Mammalia; Artiodactyla; Delphinidae
Product: intersectin-1-like
Exons: 7
Coding region: 94-924 (276 amino acids)
Biological process (GO): intracellular signal transduction; positive regulation of Rho protein signal transduction
Molecular function (GO): guanyl-nucleotide exchange factor activity
Source: RefSeq, a predicted model, not a curated record
CAGACUUACACCUCUUGGAUAUGUUGACCCCAACUGAGAGAAAGCGACAGGGCUACAUCCACGAGCUCAUUGUCACGGAGGAGAACUAUGUGAAUGACCUGCAGCUGGUCACGGAGAGCGCUGAGAGUUCGCAAGAAGAUGUCUGGGGAGAAGAUGCCUGUGAAGAUGAUCGGGGACAUCCUGACUGCCCAGCUGCCACACAUGCAACCCUACAUCCGCUUCUGCAGCUGCCAGCUCAACGGGGCUGCCUUGAUCCAGCAGAAGACAGAUGAGGCCCCCGACUUCAAGGAGUUUGUCAAAAGACUGGCCAUGGACCCUCGCUGUAAGGGAAUGCCACUCUCUAGUUUUAUACUGAAGCCUAUGCAACGGGUAACGAGAUACCCACUGAUCAUUAAAAAUAUACUGGAAAACACUCCUGAAAACCACCCAGACCACAGCCAUUUGAAGCACGCCCUGGAGAAGGCAGAGGAGCUGUGCUCCCAGGUGAACGAAGGGGUGCGGGAGAAGGAGAACUCGGACCGGCUGGAGUGGAUCCAGGCCCAUGUGCAGUGUGAAGGCCUGUCUGAGCAACUUGUGUUCAAUUCAGUGACCAAUUGCUUGGGGCCACGCAAGUUUCUUCACAGUGGGAAACUCUACAAGGCCAAGAGCAACAAGGAGCUGUAUGGCUUCCUCUUCAACGACUUCCUCCUGCUGACCCAGAUCAUAAAGCCCCUGGGCUCUUCGGGCACCGACAAAGUCUUCAGCCCCAAAUCAAACCUGCAGUAUAAAAUGUACAAAACCCCUAUUUUCCUAAAUGAGGUUCUAGUAAAAUUGCCCACUGACCCUUCCGGGGAUGAACCCAUCUUCCACAUUUCCCACAUUGACCGAGUCUACACCCUCCGAGCAGAAAGCAUAAACGAAAGGUUCUGCCCCGGAGCCAAAUGA